Molecule: messenger RNA, 2142 nt
Organism: Diaporthe citri
Lineage: Eukaryota; Fungi; Ascomycota; Sordariomycetes; Diaporthales; Diaporthaceae
Exons: 2
Coding region: 1-2142 (713 amino acids)
Source: RefSeq, a predicted model, not a curated record
AUGCAAGAUGGCAGCCCUGACUCUGUGCUGUCAGAAUCCGAAAGGGGGCAUGAUGAUGUUUCUGCCGAUCCUUGUAUCACGUGCGAGAAACUCCUCGACGCGGCUCACCGUAUCGUGGCCAAGAACCUGCAAAGGCGAGACCACGAGAUUGGACCGUUGCGAAACUCGGACCGGUUUGUACCGGUACUGCGACCCCUGACCAACAUCGGAUGUCUGGUGAACAUCCUAGUGGACUCGAGCUGUGAAAACCACAAAGGCUUUGUGCGGGAUACAUUCUUGAUGCCACAUGAUGCAUACACGACUACAGGCCGCUUCGAAGAUAAAACGGUUGAGGCGUACUGGCGCGCAGACAAAGAUCGCGCCGAGCUUGCCACCCGCGCACUUAAUACUUACUCUUUCUGUGAGAUCCUGUUGCUCACUUGCGAGCCAAAUAUUUCUCUCCUUCCUUGCAUGGGACGACAAAGGGAUGAGAAUUUUAUUGACAUCAACCUGGCAAAGGAUUGGAUUUGUCAUUGCGAGCGAAACCAUACGGCAACUUGUGGCAUACAAACUCUGCCUUCUACGCAGCUAUCGUGGAUGGUCGACACCAAAGACCUGUGCUUGGUGCCGGCCGUGGAGGGCACUCGAUAUGUGGCCCUAAGCUAUGUCUGGGGCCACACAGAGAUGCUGAAGUCUACCACAGACACACUCCGUAUUCUUCAAGAGGCAGGAGCACUUGGCGCAAGGACAGGCUUGAAGGUACCCAACGUCGUACAAAAUGCCAUUGCGCUUGUCCCUCGGCUGGGAGAACGCUACCUAUGGGUCGACUCGCUCUGUAUCAUGCAAGAUGACCGCGAGUGCCUGGAUCGCCACAUCCGGCAUAUGGCUUCCAUUUAUGAGGCUGCUCUCUUCACCAUUGUUGCGGCGGAUGGCUCAGACGCAAACUAUGGGAUUUUGGGGAUCAGGGACGUGUCAGCACCCCGGAAGCUGCCAUCGACGGAGCUGGAAAGCGUUGGUGAUCUUGCUCUAAGAUAUCCAGCAGUCUCACAGUUGGAGGAACUUCUCGGGGGCUAUACUGCCAGGAAGCUUACCUUUGAAAACGAUGCACUGAGGGCGGUUGAGGCCGUCUUUAUGGCCCAUCGUAUGGCUUUCCCAAGUGGAUUUUUUCAGGGCUUACCACUUGACUUCUUCGACUUGGCGCUACUUUGGUAUCAUCCGACAGGCCAGGGUGCGACACGACGUCCAGCGGUCCCACCCUCCAAAGUAUCCCCUUUCCCAAGCUGGACUUGGGCUGGAUGGGUCGGCAAACUGAAGCUUGGAGCUUGGCGUUCUGCGACAUAUAUCAAAGAUGCAGACGAGCCCGCUUAUUGGGGCAAAAGAUGUCUGACCAUUCCCAUGCUUGAAUGGCGGUAUCAGUCCGAUAAUAAGACGUCAGGUUUCCCCGUUCCCGGGCAGAACAGCGCCAACGAUUGCAGGCAACAGUUUAUGGGGAAGGCAAACGGGUUGCCGCAUGGAUGGAAGUACGAGAAUGAAUCUUUGGGGCCUAUACCGUCUGAUGCGUGGUCGAGGUUCGCCAUGCUCAAAAGCAACAACUGGGGCCUGCAGACUCCCUACUACUAUUCACAUGAGGCUGCACCUGGUGUGAAGUUCUGGCACCCAGUGCCAAUCUCACCUGAUCCGCCAAGUGAUAGAGCGGUUUUCAUCGAUGGUCGCCUUCUACGCGCGGAGACUCAGAGCGGCCGACUUUGGGUGACCGGCGAUAAGAAUAAUAUACCCACUGGCAUGACUGAGAACGUGGCCGAUGCACACCAAGGGAUUGGAAUCCGCCUAUUCAGCGACACAAUCACUGUUGAAACAGUGCUUCUGGAUGAGAAGGGUGAUGUAGUUGGCGACUUAUACAUCAAUGAUCGAGACGACUUUGAAAUUGUCAAGAAUUAUAGUCGUCAAACCGACAAAGCAGGUUAUCCAUGUGAGCUGGUUGCAAUAUCCAAAGGAAACGACUUCGUACAUCCCAUGGAGCCCAGCAAAGAGGAGUACACGUUCUACAACGUGCUUUGGGUAAAAUGGGAAGACGGCAUUGCAUACCGAAGAGGCAUGGGCCGAGUCAAGAGGGAGACAUGGGAAAGCAUGAAGCUGGAGGAUAUUGACUUGGUACUGGGCUGA